Messenger RNA from Rubroshorea leprosula, 796 nucleotides. The record is from the annotation of a GenBank genome assembly. NCBI's taxonomy places the organism in Eukaryota, Viridiplantae, Streptophyta, Magnoliopsida, Malvales, Dipterocarpaceae.
AAGGAGGAGAUUGACUCGGUUGUUGGAUUCAAUAGACUUAUCAGAGAAUCAGAUGCCCCAAAUCUCCCUAACUUGCAAGCAGUUGUUAAGGAAUCCCUACGGCUACAUCCUCCGGGGCCUUUGCUCCGGAAAUGAGCAACAUUGAUUGCAAAAUCAAUGGCUAUGAUGUCAAAGUAGGGACAAGGUUCUUCAUCAACAUCUACAUGAUUAUGCGUGAUCCUAACAGGUACAAAGAUCCAGACAGGUUCCUGCCAGAGAGGUUCUUGGUGGACUCUUCUGUGGCAAAUGCUGGUAUUCGUCCUCAAGGGGAGAGCGAGGGCCAGGAUUUUCACUUCCUUCCAUUUGGUAGCGGGAGGAGAGCCUGCAUCAGUGCAUCACAUUCCUCCUUUGUUAUGCAUGGAACAUUGGGAGCUCUGAUUCAGUGCUUUGAUUUGAAAGUCCAGGGAGCAGAAAAAGUUGAUAUCAAACUGGGGGCAGGAUUUGCAGGGGUACUUCCUUUUCCUCUUGUCAGCUACCCUGUCACCCGUUUCAAUCCAUUCAAGGCAUGAUGAUGACAAAGAAAUCAAAGCUGUGUUGUACAGAAUAUUGUUGAAAUGAACUGUAGGUAGUGAAUCAGUGUAUGUAUGUGUGUUUGUGAUCGCUAUAUGCUACCCCUUCAUGUAUCUUGUGCAACAAUAAGAGCGUUAAAAGUCGUUGCUGCAAUAUUUGGAUUCACAGUGCCUCCCUAGCAUUGUCUGUGAUCGCUAUAUGCUACCCCUUCAUGUAUCUUGUGCAACAAUAAGAGCGUUAAAAGUCG